GGAGCCUGCCGGACACCCCGAGCCGGCCCGGGCUGCCAGAGGCUGUCCUGCUGUCGCCUGAAUCGUCUACCUGCUGCGAAUCAUUUCUGCCACCACAAUGGUGUGGAAGAACUUUGGCUCCCGAGUGCUCAAGGCCCAGAACUUCUCCAGCUGUCCCAAUGGCUCCCGCUGGAUCUGGGAUGUGUUCAACGAGUGCGUCCAGGAUGGCUGGGACCUCGCCAGUGUGGUCCUCGGUCUGACUUCGAUAGUCUGUUUCGUUGUUUCUACCUUCCCCCAAUUCGUGAAGGCCUGCAAGACGUGCAACAUGGACCAGGCCUUAUCCAUCUGGUUCCUCAUGGGUUGGAUAGGCGGGGACUCCUGCAACCUUAUUGGCUCCUUCCUUGCCAAUCAGCUGCCUCUGCAGACCUACACCGCCAUCUACUAUGUGCUGGCCGACCUCCUGAUGCUAUUCCUCUACUUCCACUGCAAAUACAAAAACCGGCGCUCCUUAAUAUCAGCCCCCAUCAACACGACCUUCCUGUUCAUCUCCUUCGGGGCAGUGGCAGCCAGUCCCCUUGUCCUCCAGUUCAGCCUCUCCACCCCACAGGAGGUCUUUCGGAGUAGGACCCUCCUGGGUUUGGAGCCCACUGAUAAAGGCUUCACCAAGCAGGAGAUUAUUGGCUUCAUCAUCGGCUCUAUCUCCAGCUUGCUGUACCUGGCAUCUCGUCUGCCCCAGAUCUACACCAACUUCCAGAGGAAAUCUACCCAAGGGAUCUCCUACUUUCUGUUUGCUUUGGUGAUUAUGGGCAACACGACAUACGGGCUGAGCGUGCUGCUGAAGAAUCCCGAGGCUGGGCAGACAGAGAGUAGCUUCCUGAUCCAUCACCUGCCCUGGCUCAUCGGCAGCCUGGGUGUGCUCCUGCUGGACGUGAUCAUUUCCAUUCAGUUCUUCAUCUAUAGAACUCCACACUCUUCCUCCCUUGAGAGGGAGCCCCUGCUGGGCCAGAAUCCUAGCUGACCAUGUGCCAAGGCCAAGGCGGAGCCAAGGAGGACCAAAGGAUCAGGCAGACCCCAAGGAGAGGAGUUCAGAAGGGAAGCUGUGGUGCAGCUUGUUCACUGGCUGAGAUGGGUUUAGGUGCUAAGGAUCUGGGGUUGGGGGAGGACUUUGGGAACCCUGAAGCUCUCCUGUCUCUUGCUGCCCUCCUGCCAGAGUCUUCUGCUCUCUGAUCUCUGAAAGCCUCUUUCUCUCCUUCUAUGAACCAGGCCCUGCCUCCUCAAGGACUAGACCCCAGUGGUUCCCCCAACUUUGGUCUUGGGCACCCAGGCAGGGCAGGAUAAACAGGGAUUUGUGGUUGGAGAACUUGACUGUUUUCAGUAAGGAUCACCAAGAUGUUUCCCUUCAAGUUUUCCCUGGUUUUGCUCUCCCUGACCAGGAAUCUCCCCAGGGGCUGGCCCCUGGUCCCCAAGACUCAACCGGGAGCUUCUUCUUCCCCUGUAUUUUAUUCAGCUUCAGACUUACUAGUAAAAUUCAUCCAAGGGGACAA
Gracilinanus agilis (Agile Gracile Mouse Opossum) is the source of this 1523-nucleotide messenger RNA. It is a transcript of the gene SLC66A1, whose product is annotated as solute carrier family 66 member 1. NCBI's taxonomy places the organism in Eukaryota, Metazoa, Chordata, Mammalia, Didelphimorphia, Didelphidae. Bases 98 to 997 code for a protein of 299 amino acids. The transcript is spliced from 8 exons. The record is from RefSeq and is a predicted model, not a curated record.